This is a messenger RNA of Xylona heveae TC161, 1459 nucleotides long. Its product is annotated as P-loop containing nucleoside triphosphate hydrolase protein. The record is from RefSeq and is a predicted model, not a curated record. NCBI's taxonomy places the organism in Eukaryota, Fungi, Ascomycota, Xylonomycetes, Xylonales, Xylonaceae. Bases 239 to 1417 code for a protein of 392 amino acids. The transcript is spliced from 5 exons. Gene Ontology annotation, biological process: ribosomal subunit export from nucleus; translational termination; translational initiation. Gene Ontology annotation, molecular function: ATP binding; ATP hydrolysis activity; ribosomal small subunit binding.
AGAACUAUUUCACCAAGGUGCUCGAGGACAAUCUCAAGGCUGUUGUUAAGCCGCAGUAUGUGGAUCAAAUUCCCAAGGCUGUCAAGGGCCCCCAGCGUGAGGUUGGUGAGCUGCUCAAGUCGCGUGCCCAACUAGGCAACACUCAAGACGUCAUUGAGAAUCUUGGUAUGUGGUUGCUCCUUCUGCUUUUGAAUGCAAUUUUGAUUGUGCUAACCAUUCCUCAGAUCUCCAGUCGGUCAUGUCCCGUGACAUCAAACUGCUUUCUGGUGGAGAGCUGCAGCGAUUCGCUAUUGGUAUUGUCUGCGUCCAGAAUGCUGAUGUCUACAUGUUUGACGAGCCUUCGUCCUUCCUUGACGUCAAGCAGCGUUUGAACGCUGCCAAGGCCAUUCGUGGCCUGCUUAGGCCAGACGACUACGUCAUCGUUGUCGAGCACGACUUGUCAGUCCUUGACUACCUGUCUGAUUUCGUCUGCGUUCUGUACGGACGACCUGCUACCUAUGGUGUUGUAACCCUUCCGGCCUCCGUCCGUGAAGGCAUCAACGUAUUCCUGGACGGUCACAUUCCUACUGAGAAUUUGCGAUUCCGUGAUGAAUCCCUGCAGUUCCGACUUGCUGAGGCUGGCGAUGAUUUUAUGAUUGACAAGUCUCGCGCAUUCCGCUACCCUUCCAUGGAAAAGACUAUGGGCAACUUCCAUCUCCAAAUCGAAUCGGGCGACUUCACUGAUUCUGAGAUCAUUGUUAUGAUGGGUGAGAACGGAACAGGCAAGACAACCUUCUGUAAGAUGCUUGUGGGAGCCGAAAAGCCCGAUGGCAACCAGCAGGUGCCGGCCAUGAACAUCUCCAUGAAGCCGCAGAAAAUUAUGGCGAAGUUCGAGGGUACCGUCAGACAGCUUUUCUUCAAGAAGAUCAAGGCUGCCUUCCUCAACCCACAAUUCCAGACCGAUGUGUACAAGCCGUUGAAGAUUGAUGAUUUCAUCGACCAGGAGGUUCAGAACCUUUCUGGUGGUGAAUUGCAACGUGUCGCCAUUGUUCUUGCUCUCGGAAAGCCUGCGGACGUUUAUCUUAUUGACGAGCCUAGCGCUUACCUCGACUCUGAGCAGCGUAUUGUCGCCUCCCGUGUCAUCAAGCGCUUCAUCAUGCACGCUAAGAAAACCGCCUUUGUCGUCGAGCACGACUUUAUCAUGGCUACCUACCUUGCCGACCGAGUCAUUGUGUUCGAGGGCCAGCCUUCCGUCGACGCCAAGGCUUGCGAGCCUGAGAGCUUGCUCACUGGCUGCAACCGCUUCUUGAAGAACCUCGAUGUCACCUUCCGACGUGACCCCAACUCCUAUAGACCUCGUAUUAACAAAUACCAGAGUCAAAUGGACCAGGAGCAGAAGCUCAACGGUAACUAUUUCUUCUUGGAGGAGGAGAGUUAAAAAGGGCAUCCCACAUGAAAGAAGACACCUUCCCCCUCUGCG